AUGCGCCCGCUCGCCUCAGGCUGCUUUAGGAGCAUCGCAUCGAGCAUCACCGCCGCUUCCAGACCUCGAGCCCAGCCCGUCUUCUGGCACAAAUGUCUUCGUCCGCUAUCGACGACGGCCGUCGCGGCGAGCGGGCAUAACAAGUGGUCCAAGAUCAAGCAUAAGAAGGGCACCACGGAUGCGCAGAAGAAUAGCACGCGCAGCCAGCACUCCAAGACGAUCGCGCACUGGUCACGACUAUACGGGACGAUCGACAAUCCUCAACUAGCCGCGGCGGUUGCGAACGCAAAGAAAGCCGGCGUCCCCAAGAACCUGAUUGACUCUGCGAUAGCCCGCGGCCAGGGGCAGACCGCCUCGGGCGCCUCACUCGAGACGCUGACCCUCGAGGCCAUCCUGCCUCCCGGCGUCGCCCUCAUCAUCGAGGCCGAGACGGAGAGCAAGGCCCGCAGCCUGCAGGAACUCAAGGCGCUGAUCAAGAAGCACAAGGGCGUGGCCAACACGGCGUCCUUCUUCUUCACGCGCCUCGGCCGGGUCGUCUUCGAGGCCAGGGAGGGCGGGCCGGGCAUCGACGACAUCAUGGACGACGCCAUCGAGGCGGGCGCCGAGGACCUGGAGACCGACGACGAGGGCAAUCUCGUCGUCUGGACGCAGCCCAACAUGACCAACGCGGUCAUCAGCGGCGUGGGCCCCAAGUUCGAGCUGAAGCUGCUCGGCUCCGACAUCAUCUGGUCAGCCAACGAGGACACCAAGGUCAAGCUCGACGAGGGGCCAGAGGCCUCGACCCUCGGUGGCCUGCUAGCCGCGCUGCAGGAGCUCCCCGAGGUGCAGGCCAUGUACGGUAACCCCUCCAGGGGGAACAUACCCGAGGAGGAAUGGGCCAGGAUCGAGGAGAACCUGGACUCCUAA
This is a messenger RNA of Colletotrichum graminicola M1.001, 906 nucleotides long. RefSeq lists its product as uncharacterized. Gene Ontology annotation, cellular component: mitochondrion. The record is from RefSeq and is a predicted model, not a curated record. The coding region runs from base 1 to 906 and encodes 301 amino acids. Lineage: Eukaryota; Fungi; Ascomycota; Sordariomycetes; Glomerellales; Glomerellaceae. The transcript has 3 exons.